This is a messenger RNA of Drosophila mauritiana, 5568 nucleotides long. RefSeq lists its product as uncharacterized. The record is from RefSeq and is a predicted model, not a curated record. Bases 1 to 5214 code for a protein of 1737 amino acids. The transcript is spliced from 8 exons. Gene Ontology annotation, biological process: regulation of DNA-templated transcription. Gene Ontology annotation, cellular component: nucleus. Gene Ontology annotation, molecular function: transcription coregulator activity. NCBI's taxonomy places the organism in Eukaryota, Metazoa, Arthropoda, Insecta, Diptera, Drosophilidae.
AUGCCGAGCAGUGCAAAAAAGUCGGACUCCGCAAGGAGCACUAGCUCGACGCCGCGAAGACCGCGAAAGCGCAAACGAGUGGAACGCCAGAGCCUGGACUCGCAGGUCGAUGAGGAUGCCAAGGAGAUCGAUCGCCGGCUACGGAAAGUCGCCAAGAAGAACUCCAUCAGCGCCGAGGACAUGCAAAAGGUGGUCCGGAAGGUGGUGCGCAACGAUCAUGUCUUGGCAUUAGUCACUUUGAAGGCGGAGGACGAGCUGGCGCGAGAGAAGUUGGAGUCGGCGGAGCAGCAAAAGCGGGGUGCCAUUAUCAUAACGGACACUCCAUCUGUGCCCAAGCUUACGCGAGCCAAAGCACGGGAACUGAACUGCACGCCUGGGAUCUCGCUGCCCCAUCUCAAUGAAACUUCCACCGACAAUAAUGGCAUAGAGGCUCUAAUACGUGAGGAUUUGCACUCUGAUGAGGAGGACGAGGAGUAUACGUUCAAGGAGGAGGACUUUCAUUCCGAUGAUGAUCCUAACACUACAGCAUCGGAUUUUGACUCCAAUCCUUGCACGCCUCAAACUCCUCUUACUGCCAAUGAGGAAUCUCCAGUAAAGUUCUCUGAUGACGGUUGUUUCAAGGUGCCGUUUGAGAAAAAUUUGCAGGAUAGAGAGGAUCUUAGGAUUGCAACCAGAACGCGCUCCAAAUUUUGUUUGCAGCAAACUACCAUUGAGGAUUUGCAAUCGGAAUUCGUUCCGCCGGACGUGGAGCCUAGCGAUGUGGUGGAGAACGAAAUGACCGCCAACGAUGCGGAUUGGAUGCAGUUCCUCAAUGACUUUACAAAGCCAUUAAACAAUACAAUCCAGGGCGACGAUGAUGAUCCUAUUAACGAUCCAGAAUAUGUGGCCGCUGAUCACUUGGAAUCGGAAUAUGAGAACGCCGAGGAACUGCGCGAUGUGAAUAUCUCCAAAAAAGAGUUAACUGACCUGGUCUCUGAGCUGUUUGCUGGUUUGCUGGAAGAGGGAGUCUCUCUGGAAUCGAUUGAAUUGGAAACACCUCAAAAAUUCGUUGAAAGUGCCAACGUUUCGGUGCUUCCAAUUGAUCAAGUAUCCCGUAACAUUGAUUUCGAUGGGCAGCAUAUAAAUGCUAAUCAGCAGGAUCUACCUGUUUUUCAACCUAAUCUAAUGCCGCCUACUUGCGAAGGAAUCAAUAUGGGUGUGCCUGUCCCCGUGGCUGUGCUGCAGGAGGAAACUCGUGGAUCCGCUUGCAAUGUGGUAAACAUACCUUCUGAGGCCCUGACUGCUCCCCCAGAACUAAUAGCGGUUCCAAUACCUGGACAACCAAAUUGCUUCCAAAUCGCCAAAGUUGUUGCCAAUGAUUCAACUGUUGGUCUUCCAUUGACUGAAGAGUCCCUGCAGAAUUUUUCUAGCUUGCAUCCAAUGCAACCCCCCGUUGUAGAUGCAAGCAAUGCAGAUCGUUAUAAAAAACCAUUUGAUACGAACUUCACCUGGGAAUACAUCUCGGUUAGGAAACAUAUAUACUCGGAGUAUGAGGAAAAGUUUGAGAGCCUGCAAAGCGUAGAGCCAGUGAACUUCAAUCAUCUCGCCAAGAGCAGGGGAUUUACCCAGUCUCAACAUGAUAUGCUUCAGCAGCAGCUUCGCAUUCACACGCAGUUGCUCAGUCAAAGCUAUCUGCAAACCUACUCCCAUCCUACGUUGUACCCCAUGGCCAAGAAGCCCAAGGAAAUGCUGGAAGAAUUGCACAAAAUGGCAACUAAAGAUCCCAGUUUUAAUUGCUGGAAUCUGCAGGAGGCUGUUCAGCUGGUUAGAAAGUGGGAACAUGAUCUGUGCAGUGAUGAGUUUAAGGAGGAGAACGAGAAGAUGAUGGACUUCAUCAACAAGGAAACGGAUCUGACUGAUGGCCACACGCGUCAAGUUCCCAGGCUGGCGCCUCGUAUUAUGGAUCUCAUGCUGGAUAGCCGGGUGUUUAUGUAUCCUCAGUACCUACCCCGGAUGGCGUUUCAACCGAAACUGACUAAAACCACCGCUUACGCACCCUCCGAAUAUCAGCUUAUUGCCAUUGGCCUGGAAAAGCACUUGGCAUUAAUGGUAAAAGCCAAAAGACAACUACGCAAAGGUGCAGAUCCCAUUCGCGUUGCCAGUAAGCGAAUGAUUAAGGAUACGAUUUGUGGAAAGAGUGCCCGCCGAAUUUUCUUGAAAAUCACUGAGCUACGCAACUCAAAACAGUACAAUCCAGUGAAGUAUUUCUUUGAACGUCGUCGAGCUCCGCCCGCUAACGCCAUCCUUUGGGGAUUCUCGGAUGGGCUGGUGAAAACUCCGCGGGAACGACACAUGGAGCUUCCCAGUGGCUGGCAAUACUACAUUGAGAAAACUUGGGAUCAAAAGCGCACACGUCGCAAUUUCAAAGCAUCGAAAGCAUCGUCGGUGGCCAGUGCUUCAUAUUUGGAGUUUGUACGCGAGGCGGUCGGGGAGGACCUGCUGCUGCCAGAGACUUUUGGUCAGGCUGCGGUCCCCAAUGGCAGUGCUGCUGGUUCGGAACCGCCCAAGGAGAGCAAACCGAAGAAAAGGCCAGCGCAGAGGUCUCGCCCAGCGGAAAAACCUCCACAGCUCACCAUCAAUGUGAAUUAUGUUUUUGGCGGGAAUACGAGCGCAGGAAACAUACCCGGAGUCUCGGGGGUUUCGGUGCCCUUGGUGGCCGGCGGAAAUCUGGCCGAGAACGUACUGAACAUCAAUCGCAGCUUAUACACCGCCGCCGAGUGCAGUAGUCUACUGGCCUUGCCGCCUGCUCCUCCACCAUUGGAUGAAAAUGCUCCGCCAGCCAUCAACUUUACAGUAGACGAGUUCACUCACACUCUGAAAAUCUGCGAAUUGGAGGAAUCCAGCGAGGCCGUACAGCCGGAUCUGUUGCCUGUGCAGGAUACCCCUUCCGUCGCAGGCAGAAACGCCAAAAGGGCGCGAUACCAAAUCUUUAAGCCAAAGGUUCAAUCCGCACAUAAAUCGCGAAAGGGGUCAACGCCAACCCGCAGUCGAUACCAUAUAUUGCGCGAACGUUUGCGCCAUAAACUAAGCCAGCGCUGUCAUUCCCUAAUCACCACCUAUGAAUCCUACCUGCGUCAUCGCAGCGAAAAAUAUAAAGACUGCGAGUUGGUACAGGUCGUGCACAAUCGUUUUUUCGCCCUCGAACUGUACACUCAACUUCUGGUCGAUCUGAGGAUGUUCUGCAGCAAUACUAAUCCUAAAACGGCAGCGCAGCCAAAGAGAUCCAGGAGUGAUGAUGAGGCUGCAAAGCUGAGAAAAGCCAAUCGCCAGGAGGAGAUGCUUCGCCACAUGCUCCAGCCGGACUCUACAGAAGAGAGCAAUCGCAAAGAUGCCAUUUUUGCUAUGAAUUUUUAUGAAAAGGUAGAGGAGGCCUUACUGAGUGCCAAUCGUCUAGAUGAUUGCAAAAAAUUCAACAGUAUUUUGCAAAACUUCGACCCCAGGCAGGAGAAAGUUUCAUCUUUGUAUCUGAAAGUGGAAGAAAUUUUGCUACCAAAUCAUCCCGAACUGGCUGAAGUGUUCCUCAACUUUUUGCUACCUGCCGAGGCCGCUGAGAUGGGAAAAUUCUUUGAGCAUUUUAUGAUAUGCAAUGCUACCAACUUUAUCAACAAACUUAACAUUUACUUCAGUAAGCAGCCAGCUCAAAUAAGAAAGAUUUAUGCCUGCCUAAACGAAUUGGCCGAAAUGCCUAAUGUCAGCAUGAAAAAAGUUGAGAACAAAAUAAUGCCCUUGCUCAAGGGCAAUCAAUUUCUGGUCGAUUGGUUUGUGCAACAAUUCCCCCAGGGAAAGCCACCAAAGAGAAUCCUUUCUCCUGUAGAGACCAUAAAUCUGCAUGACGUUCAAAACAAUACAACGGGAGAAUAUACGGAAACUAUUCAAGAGUUUACAGAUGUACCUACGCCAAGUAAACCUGGUUGUCACUUAAAGUAUAUCAAUGGUCGCAUAUUUUAUGGUGCCAAAAUCCAAUUGCCAGCCAAACUGUCUUUUAUGGCUGCCAGUAUUUACAAUGAACAAUCUUAUGACGCGCCACCCGUCUCCAGUGACUCGCUAAACUGCGCCCAUGGUAUUCGAGCGCAGGGAGAAAAACUUCUUAGUAUGGCUGCCAAUACAGAUAGCGACGAUGGCGCGGAUCGGAGUGAGGAAGAUGAUGCCAGCCGCGCUUUGAUUAUUGAUACCACGGGUGAUGAGCAGAACAGCUGCUCAUCUAUCGAGAUGUGCGAUGAGGCAGGCUUAAGAGCGCAUGCAAUCAGAUUGAACCCCGGCUUGUACAGCAACUCAAGCUUUACCAAUGCAUCGACCAGUACGCCCAAUGUGGGCAACUCUCACCAAUCCCAUCAUCCGCACGCCAAAAAAACAGCCAUAAACUUUGGUGAACUAUCCCCACGCAAGCAAUCAGCAUUUAACAAUUCGGGAUUGAGUCCCUUAUCGGCGGCCACCAACAGUUCUCCUCAAGUCGACAAACGAAAGUCACCUACUAAGAAGAUCCGAUCUCCUCUUAAUCAAACUCAGAGCAGACAACGUGCCAAUAAUCAGCCAAUGGUCGUUAUCCAUGAGUCUCAGCCUUCAUCUUCGCCAGCCAUUGAGUGUGCAAAGCGCUUGCGCACACUGAUCGAUCAGGAGAGCGUGCGGGAUGCAGCAGAUACAAAGGCGGGCAUUCGAAUUAUUGCGCAAGCCAAGCAUCAACCUCCAAACCAAUGCAGCUCUGAAGAUAUUACGAAAAUCGAGGUCGACAGCCUGGAUGAAAGUACCGAGAAUAUGCCUUUCUCUACAGAUCUCAGAAUGGACAUAGAUCAAUCGGAGGAGGAGCUGGAGCCACUGCAAUUAAGUGCUGGCAACACACCACAGCACGUGAUCACAACACAAUUCGAUAGCGAUGAGGACUGCAAGCUGGAUGUUGUGGCCACGCUGGCGAACUGUACCACCACAGAAGGUAGAUCGGAAUCAACAUCGGCAUUAACUGCCAGCACAUUGCACCCUGAUAGUUCUGGUAGUUCCCACUCGGCACCUUGGACUCGUGAAGAGGACAAAGUAAUCCUGAUCGAAAUGAAAAUAGGGGCACGGGAUCGAGAGCAGCUCAUUCGGCGUAUGCGCGCCAAGCUAAAGAAUCGCAGUAUAGAAGAACUACGUAGUAGGCAUCAGUUUCUUAUGGACUUUCUGUCCAAAUUGCAGGGAAAGUGAGGUUUCUAUAAGAUGUUCUUUUUUGUAUUAUAAUCCAAUCUGAAAUAGGAUACUAAUAAUAACUGUAUAUAAACGAAAUGGUUUAUCCCAUUAGCUAUAAACAAUAGUUUUUGAAGGCAAUUCUUUGUUGUACUGAUUACCUAUUUAAGCAUACAAAAAUUCCCUUCAGAAUACUUAGUUUUAUUAUUAAACAUUUGAAUAUUUUGAAAUCUACUUUACGUUGAAAUUGACUAUUAAUAGAUAUAUUGAAACUAUGAAUUUAAUAUUUUGGUGUCCAGCUAGAUGAUAAGAAGGACGCAUUGUUUGAAUUUUAUUAUUCUAUUCUAUAGUUUUGGUUAACGAGCACAUUGUUUU